Molecule: messenger RNA, 1146 nt
Organism: Aspergillus puulaauensis
Lineage: Eukaryota; Fungi; Ascomycota; Eurotiomycetes; Eurotiales; Aspergillaceae
Exons: 2
Coding region: 1-1146 (381 amino acids)
Source: RefSeq, a predicted model, not a curated record
AUGACUCGCCAAACCAUCACCAUCUGCCCCAAUUGGGACACGCAGGUCACCGUACACGAAUACGAAUCCUCGCGCGACCAAAGUAACAAACCAGUUCGGACGGUCUCAGAGACAGCAGUCUUUCAAGUCGAACGAGAAAGGUUGUCAACCACUGAGUAUUUCGCCACAAUGUUCCGAGGGCCAUGGAGAGAAUCGGAUGGUCAAGGUAUCACACUAGACGACGAUAACAUCAAGGCCAUGGAAAUACUGUUUCGCGGCGUACACCACACACUCAACACGACGACUUCUGAUGUGGUCCCAGUUGCAGCAAUAUGGCAUUUGAUCGGUGCCUCUGACAAGUAUCAGGUCGAGUUUCAAAAUGGGCCGUUGAAGGAUUGGCUGGUCUCAUUUUACAAGGCCAAACUCCUGUCUACCAAAUACACUGCCGACUACAUGCUUGAGCGAACUCUGCUUUAUCCCUUCUACGCAUUCGACUACGCGGAAGGUUUCCAGAAAAUUACUCAGACCUUGGCAUAUGGCAAUAGAGGCCAUAUUUCUGAAUCCAAUCCCACUGAUCGUUUCGUCUUACAUUUGCCUCCCAGGGUGAUGCAACAGUUGAACGCAGCCCGAGGCCGCCUUCGCAAUGUUCUUCACAACGGCCUGUUCGAACACGCUGCUAACAUGCUCCGUCGCGCCUCAUGCCAUUGUAAGGAAAAGACUUUUUUCGAAUAUUUCAAAGAGUUGGAAUCCAUCAAAGUCUGGCCCCUUGAGAACACUAUGAAGCAUCGCAGUAUCGACGAUAUCAUCGGCAAUCUUCGAAGAUUCAAUGCCGCGAAAGUCACCGCUCACCUGAACAAAGAGGAAUCAAAAGUUGCCGAUAACGGGGAUAGCCUAGAUACGUGCGUCAGUAUGUGCAUGUGCAGGGCGGUAGACUGGAAGACCAUAGUCUCGUCCACGGCAGACACCGUGGAUGGAUACUUUCACGGCUUAUGCCUAGAUUGCAUGAGCGUGACAAAGGCCCUGCAGGAGGGUCGUGACCCCGGCCACGAGUAUUGGCUGAGUGGUAGCCGCAUGAAAUGGGACUGCAACUGUCGGAUCAGGCAUGGUGAGCCGACUUGGUACUUCAGCUUUAUGGGUCGUCGGGACAAACGAGGGACCAUUGCCUAA